Closterium sp. NIES-65 is the source of this 399-nucleotide messenger RNA. Lineage: Eukaryota; Viridiplantae; Streptophyta; Zygnematophyceae; Desmidiales; Closteriaceae. The record is from the annotation of a GenBank genome assembly.
AUGCUUCUUCUCGUCCCCAAAUUCCCCCUCUUCGCCCCCCUCUCUCCCACUCACCCUCGCAGCAUCGACCUAUCAUCCAAUCAUGCCAAGAUAGGAAUGGCAACGUUUGCCCUGGGGUCUUCCAGCCAAUCAAUGCCUUCUUCCGCCCGCCCAAAACCGUCGCCUGGGGAGAGGCCUCAGAUGAAACGGGUCAUACUGGCAGUGGGGUACACCUACUAUUCGGACCGCGGAGCCCUCUUGGUGGGGGGAGCGGCGCUGCUGACGGGGAUAAUGGAGCUGGGGGAGACGGGGGGGGAUGACUACACGGUGGACGGGUUCCUGUGGGCCAUGGUGGGGUGGUUCGCCACCAUCGCUGCCUUUGUUUGGUUCGUGGAGCGCACGAGAAGGCAGGACCAGUGA